AUGUUGUCUUUCAUUAUUGCCCUGGCCGCCGUUACCGCCUUCCAUUCCGGCGCUCUCCACCCCUCUGCCUCUGCCAUCGACGCUGCCACCAACGCCGACCCUGUCGAUACCUCACCUACUGCCACCGCCAGCCCAUACUUUGAAAUAUACGCCAACGGAUUCCCGGCGUUUCCCGGUUAG
Molecule: messenger RNA, 180 nt
Organism: Sphaeroforma arctica JP610
Lineage: Eukaryota; Ichthyosporea; Ichthyophonida
Exons: 1
Coding region: 1-180 (59 amino acids)
Source: RefSeq, a predicted model, not a curated record